AUGGUUCGCAUGAACGUCCUCGCCGAUGCGCUCAACGCCAUCAACAACGCCGAGAAGCGCGGAAAGCGCCAGGUUCUCAUCCGCCCAGCCUCCAAGGUCAUCGUCCGCUUCUUGACCGUCAUGAUGAAGCACGGAUACAUCGGAGAGUUCGAGAUCGUCGACGACCACCGCGCCGGAAAGAUCGUCGUCAACCUCACCGGACGUCUCAACAAGGCCUCCGUCAUCUCUCCAAGACUCAACAUCCGUCUUAACGACUUGGAGAAGUACACCAACACUCUUCUUCCAUCCCGUCAGUUCGGAUACCUCAUCCUUACCACCUCCGCCGGAAUCAUGGAUCACGAGGAGGCCAGAAGAAAGCAUUUGGGAGGAAAGAUUCUCGGAUUCUUCUUCUAA
Messenger RNA from Caenorhabditis remanei, 393 nucleotides. RefSeq lists its product as uncharacterized. Bases 1 to 393 code for a protein of 130 amino acids. Gene Ontology annotation, cellular component: cytosolic small ribosomal subunit; ribosome. Gene Ontology annotation, biological process: translation. Lineage: Eukaryota; Metazoa; Nematoda; Chromadorea; Rhabditida; Rhabditidae. Gene Ontology annotation, molecular function: structural constituent of ribosome. The transcript has 2 exons. The record is from RefSeq and is a predicted model, not a curated record.